AUGGGGAACGCAGACGGGUUAGUGUUUCCGGGAACGGAGGUGGGGGGACUUGAGUGUGCCCACAGGGUGCCAGUUCCUCCUACAAGGCCGUUUUGGGAGACCCUGAAGGCCAACCUCAAGGAGACCUUCUUCCCGGACGAUCCUCUGCGUCAGUUCAAGGGGCAGACGACGUCCCGCCGCGUCGUACUAGCGCUGCAGUACUUUCUACCCAUCCUCGAGUGGGCUCCUCGCUACACCUUCGCCUUCUUCCAGGCCGACCUCGUCUCUGGCAUUACCAUCGCCAGCUUGGCCAUCCCUCAGGGCAUCAGCUAUGCCAAGCUCGCCAAUCUCCCCCCAAUCCUCGGCCUCUGUAAGUGACCCUUACUUCAGCAUCAUUUUCAUGUUGUUGUUGUUGUUGUUCUUCUUCUUCUUUUUCUUCCACCAUUCCAGCUGACCCAUAAGGAUUUUCCGUUUUCUUGACCUUGUUAAAGACUCGAGCUUUGUACCGCCGCUGGUGUAUGCCAUGAUGGGGAGCUCGAGGGACCUAGCGGUGGGCACCGUGGCUGUGGCGUCUCUCCUUAUCGCGUCGAUGCUGGGGAAGGAGGUCUCCCCGUCUCAAAACCCCACUCUCUACCUCCACCUGGCCUUCACGGCAACCUUCUUCGCCGGCAUUUUCCAGGCGGCUCUUGGUUUCCUCAGGUAACCUCACUCCCCCUAACCCCCUCCCUUUUACGAUGGCAAUGGUUAAAGCCAUGUUCAGAGAAACCUCAUGAGAAUGACACGGAGGGUCUCUUCCGUUCACCUUUUAACUUUAUAAAAACUGUCCCUCUCGUUCCUUUAUAGAGCCCACUCAGGUGCUUUGGUGAAGAAUACUAUUGAAAGUGAAUUGGCCUUUCGCUCUCUGUGUCUCGAGAAUUCUGGAAAGUACCCGUGUCUUCUUCCGCUCAUUUGACGCGUCCAACCAGUGAAAAACCAUUAUAUUUGUUUCUUUUACUGGUUUUCGAAAGCAAGAUAUUGCUUAUUUCUUUCACUGAAAACCUCUGUCUGGUCGUCUCAUCUCCUUGGGGCAGGCUGGGGUUUAUUGUGGACUUCCUCUCGCACGCGACCAUCGUGGGUUUCAUGGGAGGAGCAGCCACCGUGGUGUGCCUUCAGCAGCUGAAGGGUAUCCUCGGCCUCCAUCACUUCACAACCGCCACGGACCUCGUCUCUGUCAUGGAGUCCAUCUUCUCUCAGACUAACCAGGUAGUCCCCGCUCGUUCAUGAAGGAACAAACCAGCAUUACAAUAGUCCCAGAUCAAUUAGGCAACUAAAAUCUUCGGUUUCUCUCUUUUGAUUGGUCAAAUUAUUUCAUCCUGCUUGUACGUCGUCACCUUCUAUAGUCCCCUCUGUUUUCUUGGCUUGCUGGAUUGAGAUGUAUCAAUGUGCCAAUGUACCCUCGUUGUUUUGUGAAUGAUCAGAUCGCUACACGAUAUAGGGAAACGGACAGCAAAGAGAAACGAUGCUUUCUUCUAUCCAGAUAAUAAAGUUCCCGUGACAAAUUUCCACUAGUCUCUCUCUCUCUGGCGCGCGCUGUUUAACGUUUUUCGAACUACGCCGUAAUACUGUCCACGUGAUAGAAAAGGAAUUACAGUUUCUUUGUUCUUCUUGAUAACGCUGGGCACGGUCUCUGCAGUGGAGAUGGGAAAGCGUGGUUCUUGGAGUCGCCUUCCUGUUCUACCUUCUCCUCACCCGUUUCUUGGUAAGUAUCAUAACAGACUGCACCAAAGUUUUGACAUAUACAUUUUAAUAAUUUAUGAAAAGAUGUGCUUAUUUUUUCAAUUAUCUACGCAAAUAAUUGGUAGAUUUGCUAAAGUUUGUGUGGAAACGUCAUAGUUGAACGUGGUUCAAAGAUGCAAGGGAAGUUCUGUCAUAGUUUGCGUGUCUAAAGGAUGAACACUGUAUGAUAACUGGGACUUAAUUUGUCAAUAAUCUGUCAAGAAAAGAAUAUAAUUGAUGAGUAUCCUUGUCACUUAGAGCUAAGUGUGAAAUAACCAAAGCUGUCUAUUUUCUUUCGAAAUCCUAGAAAAUGGGAACCUUCUGUCCAUCUGAGUGCCUGGUAUCUCACACACCCUCACCAAAUGGUCUGUAUCGUGGGUCUUCGGUACUGUAAUUGAUCUACUCUACGCACCCAACCAUGUAGUUCCACCACUUUUUCCACUACAUUUAGAUAUUCAUUGAAAGGAGCUUUUAGCUUCUUUGGGUAAAGAAAGAAGAUUCAGCAAAAGGAGUGUUAGGCUAACCUAAUAAUCCCUCCCAUGGCCGAGGGGCGGGGGGGGGGGGGGGGGGGGGCUUGCAAGGCACAAGCCACCCUUUUUUUGUUAGGGCAAGACUCAUCUGACGCCAUCACAUGCCUUACGAUGGGCUUGUGGGGUUUCCUCAGCCAUGCGCAAAUAGGGCCCACAAUUAUAGACCUAGGGCCCACUAGUUGGGUUCUCGAUCAGUCAACCCCUUUCUUGGGGGAGCUGAAGUUGUGAUUACUCCCUUGGGGUGUAACUGUUGCUGAUGUUUUAACCAGGAUUUCGUAAUAAUUAGUGCAAGUUUUGUUCAAUGUCGACAGAGCAAGAAGAACCCAAGGUUCUUCUGGAUUUCAGCGGCGGCUCCGUUGACCUCCGUCAUACUGGGAAGCCUUUUGGUGUUCCUGACCCGAGCAGAGCACCAUGGGGUUCAAGUGGUGAGUUCCUCUUUAUCUUUCACGCACGAUCACCAUGUGAUUGGCAAUGUGGGGUUAGGAUACGUGCAUCAAGGACUCUUUGAUGGGCUCUCUGUGCUGAUCGUUAAUCAUUGAAAUCCGCAGAUUGGAGAGCUGAAGAAAGGGCUGAACCCCCCGUCCUUCGGCGAUCUCACCCUCACGUCACCCCACAUGAUGCUCGCUCUGAAGACUGGUAUCGUUACCGGCAUCGUCGCCCUUGCAGUAAGUCUCUAUAGUCAUUCAGAGAGAGAUCAGAGAGAGAGAGAGAGAGAUGAAGACACUCUUCUUCAGGAGAGAGGGCUCACCUCGUCGCGUUUAUCCUACAAUGGUGACGCCAGGAGGGCAUAGCGGUGGGCAGGAGUUUCGCGAUGUUUAAGAGCUACCACAUCGACGGUAACAAGGAGAUGAUCGCCUUCGGGAUGAUGAACAUAGCCGGGUCAGUCACCUCGUGCUAUCUCACCACCGGUAAGCGAAGGAGAUUCUAAAACCCUAACAGGAUGAUAUAUCUCCACACUCGGUUAUAAUAUUACCUUCGAGGGAGAAAGAAGGAACUCACCAACCGGCCAUCUGCUCCUCCACAGGGCCGUUCUCGAGGUCGGCGGUGAACUACAACGCCGGCUGUAAGACGGCUGUGUCGAACAUAGUGAUGGCGAUGGCGGUGAUGAUAACUCUGCUGUUCCUUACGCCACUGUUCCACUACACCCCGCUGGUGGUCCUCUCCUCCAUUAUCAUCGCCGCCAUGCUGGGCCUCAUCGACUACGAGGCCGCCUUCCACCUCUGGAAGGUCGACAAGGUUGACUUCUCCGUCUGCAUGGGGGCCUACCUCGGCGUCGUCUUCGGCAGCGUCGAGAUCGGCCUCGUGAUCGCGGUCAGCCCUUUCUCUCUCUUCUUCCGGUGAUUCUCUCGAGACAAAAAUAUCCGGGGAAGAGCUUAAAGAGUUUUCAUGGGGUUUGAUUUCCACAGGUGGGCGUUUCCAUGCUUAGGGUUCUCCUCUUCGUGGCGAGACCGAGGACAACCGUUCUAGGGAACAUCCCCAACUCGAUGAUCUACCGGAGGAUGGACCAGUUCUCUGAAGCUCAGGCUGUUCCCGGCGUGCUCAUUCUUCAUGUCGACGCCCCCAUCUACUUCGCUAACUCCUGCUACCUGAGAGAGAGGUAUCCUAAACCUCAGUAGAUGUCAACUCCCCGGGUGCAUACCCUGCGUGGGCGAAGGAUUUGACCGCCGUGUGCAGCAAUGGCAAUUUCACCGUGUCUUCGUUAUUUCCUCCCUUCCCCCGUUCUCAGGAUCUCGAGAUGGAUUGACGAGGAGGAAGAUCGAUUGAGGCCCAAGGACGAGGGGAGCCUUCAAUAUGUGAUCUUGGACCUGGGCGGUAAGUCGUGGCGUUCUAUCUUAUGUCAAUCUUCACCCACCAUAUACAUAGAGCAUAUUAUCUGAUUAAGUUGCGCGAAAUGGAUCAUAAAAGACACGGUGAGUCCACCCAUCUGUUCGUCAACUCCAACCUGAGAGGACUAGUUGCGACUGGUCCUCAUUAAAACUCCUGAAUACGUGGAAUAAGCAAGUCGUAUUAGAGUGGUGUCACAUUGAAACGAGGAGAUUUAAUGAUGUCAAGAGAAUGUGAACGUCUGUCGUUAUGUUGGCCAGCUGUUGGUAGCAUUGACACCAGUGGGAUCAGCAUGCUCGACGAGCUGAAGAAGAACAUAGAGAAGAGAGGGCUUCAGGUGGGCAUCUACCACCCCCCUUCCCAUUUCAUAGAGAAGAGAAAGAUCCUCGGAAAUGGAUUCUGGCAGUAUUCACGUUCUCAUUUAGGGUCGUCUUCUUCUUCUUGACUUGUUCAGCUGGUGCUGGCCAACCCGGGGAGUGAAGUGAUGAAGAAGCUCGACAAGUCCAAGGUUGUUGAAGCCAUAGGCCAGGAAUGGAUCUUCCUCACUGUGGGUGAAGCCGUUGGGGCCUGCAGUUUCCUCCUCCACUCCCACAAGCCAGGUGUCGCCGCAGGUGGCGCCACCACGCCUAGCGACCACCAUGUCUGA
Messenger RNA from Spirodela intermedia, 4734 nucleotides. The record is from the annotation of a GenBank genome assembly. Lineage: Eukaryota; Viridiplantae; Streptophyta; Magnoliopsida; Alismatales; Araceae.